AUGGGAAUGGAAGAAUCGUUUUUGUCAUCAUUAGAAUCUAUUAUUUCAAAAUUAUUAUCACCUCAUUGUUAUGAUGAAUUAGUAUUAAAACAACAUUUUUUUGAUCUUAAUUGUAAUAAAAUGUUACUAAGUAAAAUGCUUGGUUAUGCUAUAUUAAUUGGAUCAUUACUUGUUAAAUUUCCUCAAAUAGUUAAAAUAUAUUGGAAUAAAUCAGGUGUUGGUGUUAGUGUUUUAGCUGAAACAAUUAUGUUAGCAGCUAUAUUUGGAUCAAUGGCUUAUGGUUAUACAUCAGAAUUUCCAAUAUCAGCUUAUGGAGAUUCUUAUUUUCUUUUUAUUCAAACAUUAUUAGUUAUUUUAUUGGUACUUUAUUAUCAGAGAAAAUAUUCCAUGGCUAUUAUUUAUUUAGUUUUAUGUGGUUUCGUUACUGUAUUAAUGUAUGAAAAACUCCUUCCGGCUGAUUUCGUUGGUAUAUUAGCUGGUUUAUCUCUUGCAUUAGGUUUAAUUAGUCGUCUUUGGCAAUCAUAUUGCAUAUAUAAAGCAAAAUCAACUGGAAAUCUUUCUGCCAUAACAAUGUUAAUGUUAUUUUUUGGUUCACUUGCACGAAUAUUCACAUCAGUUGAAGAAACAGGAGAUUCAACACUUAUAUGGACAUAUAUAUUGAAUUCAUUUGCAAAUUUUUUAUUGAUAUUUCAAUUAGGAUAUUAUUGGUCAGCUCCUCUUCCUCUUUUAGAACAAACAAAAAAAACUCAAUAA
Molecule: messenger RNA, 753 nt
Organism: Rotaria sp. Silwood2
Lineage: Eukaryota; Metazoa; Rotifera; Eurotatoria; Philodinida; Philodinidae
Source: the annotation of a GenBank genome assembly